AUUAUUAUUCCACCUGGUUUUAAUUUGACACAAAUAAUUUCUAAAUUAUAAAAAAUCAAAACAUUUGUGUUUGUUUUCCUGAAAAUAGUCUACUGGAAUUUAUAUGUAAAUUAUAAAAAAAAAAAUUGGCGACUGUAAAAACAAAUUUUAAUUAAAAAAAAAAAACGUAUGAUAAAAUGGCUUCAAAGAUUGAAUUCGCCGUAAACAUGACUUGCGAAAAAUGUGUCAAUGCAAUAAAAAAUUGUCUUGGCAACGACAAGGAUAUCAGCAAAUUAGAUGUUUCUCUGGAUAGAGGAACUGUUUUGGUAGAAACAAAACUUCCUUAUACAGUAAUACAAGAAAAGAUUGAAAGCUUGGGUAAACGAGCUGUAUUGAAAGGGUUUGGAGACGGCUCGAGCGCAGUAUCUAUGAUCGGUGGAACUUCUGGUUUUAGUAGAAAUCUUAAUACUCAAGGAGUUGUAAGAUUUAUUGAAACCCAAAAAGGAUGCUUGGUUGAUGGUACAAUCGAUGGAUUAAGUCCUGGAGCACAUGGAUUACACAUUCAUGAAUGCGGUGAUAUCUCUAAUGGCUGCGAAUCAGUAGGUUCACAUUUAAAUCCUUAUAACUGCAGUCAUGGAGGUCCUCAAGACGAUAUUUCUAAUAAACACAUGGGAGAUCUUGGAAAUAUAAUUGCAGACAAAGCUGGACGAGCAUUGUUUAGAUUUCAAAAUAAUGAUAUAAAAGUUUCAGAUAUCAUUGGAAGAUCUCUUGUUGUUACUGAAAAUGAAGAUGAUUUAGGAAAAGGACAAAAUUUGAAUUCAAAAAUUGACGGAAACAGCGGAUCUAAGAUAGCAUGCGGAAUAAUAGCAAGAUCAUGUGGAAUAUUUGAAAAUGUAAAAAAAAUCUGUAGCUGUGAUGGCAAAACAUUGUGGGAUGAACGAGAUGAAUCGAAAAAGAAGUACACUCAAUUGUUAAACUUCAAAAAUAUCAACCUCGAUGAAAAGCGAUAAUUUCUUUUUUAUUUUAAAUUGUACAAACUAUAAAAUAGUGGAUUAAAUGAUUUAAUGCUUUUAUGUGAUACUUUUUAAAAUUAUAUAAAAUAAAUUAUGUAGGAAAAAAAAAUUUAUUUGUCUUGUUAUCUGAAAUGUCACUUUUAGGUUCAAAAAAAAAAUCUUCCUAAAGAAUUAGCUGAUUCCAUUUUCCUUAGAACAAUUUUUACGUCUGUAAAGUAGCAUUGACGCAAUCCAGCAUCCACCGACAUUAUUAAUGAUUUCUCGGAAUCUAAUCAAGUAACAAAAUUCUAAUUACAGCAACUAAUUUGCAAUAAAUUUAUCAUCAUAAAAAUAAAUUUUGUUGCUUGAAUAUAAUGACAGAGAUAAUGAUGGUCAAUGCCAGUUUCACAGAUGUACAAGUUCUUCAAUUUUUCAGUGCCGAUAGUGAAAAAAAAAAUCAUUAUUUAAUUAUUGAAGAAAUAAAUCGCUUAAUUGUAAAAGGUUUUAAAGUUAUCAACUCAAGGUCUAAAGUUUAAAAAUUUAUCAUUACGCAUAUGGAUACAGCAAGUUCAUAUUUACAUAUUUACAUGGAUAUGUUUACAUUCAUUUAUUUACAUAUAUAAUAAGUAUUAAAUUUUUUUGCACAUCCAAUUGGAUGAGGAACUGAUCUUUUAAUUAAUUCGUGUUAAUGUCAUGUUGUUCGUUUUUAAGAUAUUUAAUUACUGUAGUCAAUAGAUUUUUUUUUUUACUGUUGUU
Messenger RNA from Cotesia glomerata, 1727 nucleotides. It is a transcript of the gene Ccs, whose product is annotated as copper chaperone for superoxide dismutase. The record is from RefSeq and is a predicted model, not a curated record. Bases 177 to 989 code for a protein of 270 amino acids. Gene Ontology annotation, biological process: removal of superoxide radicals. Gene Ontology annotation, molecular function: copper ion binding. The transcript is spliced from 6 exons. NCBI's taxonomy places the organism in Eukaryota, Metazoa, Arthropoda, Insecta, Hymenoptera, Braconidae.